Molecule: messenger RNA, 2869 nt
Organism: Drosophila kikkawai
Lineage: Eukaryota; Metazoa; Arthropoda; Insecta; Diptera; Drosophilidae
Product: transmembrane protein 184C
Biological process (GO): transport
Cellular component (GO): membrane
Molecular function (GO): transporter activity
Source: RefSeq, a predicted model, not a curated record
CUACCUAUUAUCGAAGUAUCGCCAUCUCUAGUUGCCACAAAAGAAGGGGAAUUAAGGCCAAAAUAUUAUUGCAAACAGGACAACUAGUGGCUCGCCAGCCCCUUUGCACUGCUAGGAGCGGAUUCCUGAAAAUGAGCCGGCAUCGUAGAUGCGACACCCGUGCUUAGUGUUAAAAUUCUGCAAACGGAGUGACGGUUGAGAGCGGCGGAGAGUGUUGGAAGUCAAGAGAAAACAGCAACGGGGCGGCGGCAACGCCAACAGCAACGAAUCAACAACUAGGCAGCGUUGUUGCUGUGCUCUACAGAAAAUCCGGGCCCCCUUAUCGCAAGCGAGAACCCAGACGAGACACCACUCUGCCGGGGCGAACGAUGUGCGGGUUGGACUUGAGACGCUUCUGUGAGGAUUGGCGGAUAUGGAUACGGCCGCUGUUGAUCGUCACCUAUGGCAUUUUCGCCAUCAUUGUGGUUCCGCUCCUGAUUGUGAACUCGGUGAAGGAUGGCUUCCAGCGUAACGACCAGCUAAUCCUCAUCGGUGGUCUUUUCGUGCUGGCCGCCGUGCCCGUGUCGAUAUGGCACAUUAUCCAACACGUCAUCCAUUUCACGAAACCGAUUCUGCAAAAGCACAUCAUUCGCAUACUGUGGAUGGUGCCCAUUUACGCCCUGAACGCGUGGAUCGGCCUCUUCUUUCCGAAGCACUCGAUUUACGUGGACUCGCUGCGCGAGUGCUACGAGGCGUACGUGAUCUACAAUUUCAUGGUGUACCUGCUCAACUACUUGAAUCUCAACAUGGACCUGGAGGCCACCAUGGAGUACAAGCCGCAGGUACAGCACUUCUUUCCGCUCUGUUGCAUGCGACCGUGGGUGAUGGGGCGCGAGUUCAUCCACAACUGCAAGCACGGAAUCCUCCAAUAUACAGUGGUGCGACCGAUCACCACCUUCAUCUCUGUCAUCUGUGAGCUGUGCGGCGUCUAUGGCGAGGGCGAGUUUGCCGGUAACGUGGCCUUCCCCUACAUCGUGGUCGUGAACAACAUCUCCCAGUUUGUGGCCAUGUACUGCCUGGUGCUAUUCUACCGUGCCAACAAGGAGGACCUCAAGCCAAUGAAGCCCAUUCCCAAGUUCCUUUGCAUCAAGGCUGUGGUGUUCUUCUCCUUCUUCCAAGGAGUGCUGCUCAAUGUGCUGGUCUAUUACAAUAUAAUUAAGGACAUUUUCGGAUCGGAUGUGGGCGACACGAAUCUGGCAUCUCUACUGCAGAACUUCCUCAUUUGCAUCGAGAUGUUCAUCGCCGCCGUGGCUCAUAUCUACAGCUUCCCGCAUCAUCCGUUCCACAUCAACUCGCCGCAGUACUGGAACAAUCCGAACCAUAACUGGUGCCGCGCCUUCCUCUCCAUGAUGGACAUAUCCGACAUGCAAGAGGACGUCACCGAGCACCUGGGAGUUGUGAGCAGUUCGCUGAGUCGCCGCUUUCAGGGACGUAGCACCUAUCAGCCGCUGGCGCGUAGUCCUCGUCGCUCCAGCAGCGAGUCUGAGUAUCUCAUUAGCAAGCGUCAGGAUCAGCAAAUGUCGGGCAGCUCGUCGCAGUCAGGUAACAUGGUAACAUAUGGCGCAACGUCGAGUCGCCUGAUCGUGCCCGUUUACGAGGGCAAGUUGAGCACACUCCCCGAAAACCAACCCACUCACUCCCAAUCUCAAUCUCGAUUUCCCCUAGCAGGCGUGCCGCCCGAUGAUAUGGUUACUAGUAGCAAUAGCAACAACUACCAACAACAGCAACUACACUUGCCAGGAGCGGCGGGCACACAGCCGUCGACGCGUCAGCGUGAAACGCUACAUCUGCGUGAGCGUGAAAGGGAUAGGGAUCUGGGCGCCGGUGGUGCUGGUGGCAAUAGCAGCUUCCUGCGUCUGGCACCCGGCGCCGGGGCCGCUUCGGCCGCCGCGCCCAUUCCCGAGUCCAAUGACGACUAUGCCCUGCUUCUGGGUGGCGGAGCAGGCAGGUGACACCGCUAUCAGCAAUACCAAUACCAGCAGCAUCACCAAUACCCGCACAUUGACGACGCAUUCGAGGAUGAGGACGGCGUGGAUGUGAGCCAGCACUUGAAUGCCGCCUCGUCGCUCAGUGCCUCGCUGUCCGUGUCGUUUGGCAUGUCGAGCAGCCUCAAGUUCAGUGCCACGGGCAGCAAUCAGACAGCAUCCGAGUGGUCGAACUCAACGGGCGGGGAUGAUGACGGUGACGAUGAUGAUAAUGAUAACGCGGACGAAGACGAUGAUGGCGAUGACGACGACGGUGCUGGCGGCGGUCAGCCCGUUGUAGUUUUUGCCUCAACGACGCGGCGUCGCCGCGAUCGAGAAUACAUCACCUAGACUCCCCCAAACCGCCCCUCAAUCCUUAUUCACUUUAUGUUCUGCUUAUAUUUAUGAUUUCCCCUCUAUCUUGAUGUGUGUUAGGCUUAAAAUACUCAUGAAACGAACUCAUUCUACCGGUCCCCAUCAAAUGGGGUUCUUUGAAAUCGUGGCCUUAGUUUUCAUUGCGAAAGCGCAGCAACCCAACUGAUUUUCCAUGCCACCCAAUUAUUGUAAUCGCACACAUCCCUUAGCCCAAAGAAUCAUCAUUAUAGAAAUAGGCGAGUCUAGUGGCGUUUUGUACGUACAUUUUAUACACUGUUUUUGCAGGCAGACCUUGCACUCGAAACGAUAUUCUUACUAAAUAUGUGCAUUCCCCCCUCCCCGCUAGGUGAUCCCGAAGAAGUAUAUGUAGUUAAUGGAGCGCUUGUGAAUUUUGUGACUGCCGCCGGUCCGAAAAGGGCGAGACUUGUAUUUAUAUAGAAAUUCUUAUUGUAAAACUAAUAUACAUCGCAAUAAUAUAAUCUUGAAAACAA